Messenger RNA from Thunnus maccoyii (southern bluefin tuna), 5220 nucleotides. RefSeq names its product ankyrin repeat and death domain containing 1A (gene ankdd1a). The record is from RefSeq and is a predicted model, not a curated record. The transcript is spliced from 15 exons. The coding region runs from base 194 to 1720 and encodes 508 amino acids. Lineage: Eukaryota; Metazoa; Chordata; Actinopteri; Scombriformes; Scombridae. Gene Ontology annotation, biological process: signal transduction; protein localization to ciliary inversin compartment. Gene Ontology annotation, molecular function: protein binding. Gene Ontology annotation, cellular component: ciliary inversin compartment.
AGAAGUUCAUACAAGCGUUUUAUUCUGAAGGUCAUGACAGGAAGUACGUCGUUGUGUUUUAUGUGACUUGACAGAAAUAACUGUCAAACAGCGUCCAGCCUCCAUGUAGUAUCUGCUGGAAAAUAUGUGAACCUGGAGCAGAAUGAGAGCGAUGAAAGCAAAGAGUCAGAGGCGCCUUUAAAAGCCCGCAAAGAUGGAGGACGAGCUGGUGUCAGAGGAUGAUUUCUUGCUCUGUUCAGAGAAAGAGUUCCACGAUGCUGCGAAGAGGAACGACACAGCGAAAAUGCAGGAACUGAUCAAGAAGGGUGUGGACGUUAAGGCCAAAAAUAAAAUAGAGCGCAAAGCACUGCACUGGGCAGCUGGAGCUGGGAAUGAACAGGCUUUACGUCUCCUACUGGACCAUGACACCGAAGUCGAUGAGAGGGACACUUUUGGCAUGAAUGCUCUGCUUCUGGCGUCCUGGUUCGGUCACCUGAAAAUCCUGCAGAUCCUGGUGUCCUGCGGGGCAAAACUCAACUGUGAGAACAAAGAUGGUCUGAGGAUGCUGCACUGUGCUGCCCAGCGAGGCCACAUCAGAGUGUUGGAGUUCAUCAUGGAGGACCUGGAAGACAUCUCUCUGGACAGAGUGGACAAGUCAGGGAAGACAGCUCUUCACCUGGCUGCUGAACAUGGACAAUUUGAAGUGGUGGACUUUCUGAUUGGAAUGGGGUGCACUCAUGGUUUGAAGGACAAGGAAGAGAACACAGCCAUGCAUCUAGCAGCACAGCACGGGCACACAGAGGUCCUGCAGAAGAUCAUGGAGACCGGAGUAGAUGUGGAUGAGCGAAACAUAGAUGGUCUUACAGCAUUGCACCUGGCAGCUGAUGGAGGUCACUGUGAAUGUGUCAGACUGCUGCUGGAGUCUGGCUGUAAUGUCAACGCACAAACGAAUAGGAAUAUGAAUGCUCUCCAUUACGUGGCCCAGCAUGGCUUUGACAGAGAGGCCAGCCUGCUGGUGGAGGCACGAAUCAACAUAGAUGCUUCAGACAAUCAACAGAACACACCUCUCCACCUGGCCGUGUUCAACAAUCACACAGAGGUUGCACGGCUACUGAUAGAUGCUGACUGUGACCUGGAUAUUGCUGAUAAUAGACAACAGACUGCUUUGCAUAUAGCAGCGGAGCAUGGCUGGCAGGACAUGGCUGAGAUGAUGCUAGUUUCUGGUGUUAACCUCAAUCUGACUGACAAGCAGGGGAAAACCUGUCUGGAGGUGGCAGCAAGAGGAAACCAUGUCAUCCUGGUUGACAUGAUCAUCAAAGCCGACCGUUUUUAUAAAUGGGAGAAGGAUCACAUGGGCAGUGAGCAGGAUUCCUGGGUGGGGAGGCACCUGAGCUUCAAGCAGGACCACCAGCCAGAGACACAACAUCUCCGCUCUGUCCUGUGGAGCCUGGCCACCAAGCACCUCUGCCGCGGGGAAUGGAAGAUUCUGGCGCAACACUGGGAGUUCAGCGACGCACAUAUACGAGCUAUAGAACAACAGUGGACGGGUACAAAAAGCUUCAAGGAGCACGGUCACCGAAUGCUGUUAAUCUGGCUUCAUGGAGUGGUGAUGGCGGGGGAGAACCCGACCAAAGGCCUCUACGAGGGGCUGGUGGAAAUCUCCCGGACAGACUUGGCAGAGUGCAUCCGGCAGAAGGCGAACGCAGAAACCAGCUCUCCCAAAAUGUGCUCAGCUAUGUGAUCAACACCAUGGACACAACAAAUCCAAGGUGUCAGUUCACAUCUGAACUCUAUUUAACUACAUAUGUCCAGAGCUGAACCAAUGAUAGAACAGCUUUGUAAUGUCCAUGGCAUGACCUGUUUACAUAUUCACACAUUCAACAUACUGUGAUUGUUCUGGGUUUGGUUCACAGAGCGUAUUUUCUUUCAGAGUUAUGAAAAUGAUGGUUGUAGAAUAUUUAUUCAUGCAUGCUGUGAACACAUGCUGACUAUGUAGAAAAAGCCCUUAUACUUACUCAUAUUGUAUACUCAGGGCUUCUUACACACUGUCUAAACAGUAGUGAAAGCAGCGUGUGAGCAGAGCAGCAGCUUCAGUCCUCUGCUUGUGUCUACACAGGAUGUGUUCAGGAACAGUAUUGACUGUAGGUCACCCACAUUUUGGCAACACUAAGAGCCCAACAAACAGUUACUGGAGCUACAAGUGUAAAAGGGAAGAAAUAGACCUAAAACUUAAAAUAUGCUUAUGUGCUCAAAGUGUGAGUGAAAUGCGAGCCUGUGCAGACAGCUGUAUGGAUUAAGAAAGAAGCAUAUCUGUUCCGUCAGAUGCACGUGAGACGUACGACUGCAAAGCGUGACUGAAACAUAUCCCGUGUAGAAACACUACAUUUGAGCAUAUUAUUUUUAUUUUUUGUUUUUGGGCAUUUUUGUAUUGACAGCUGAUAGUGGAGAAGCAGACAGGACACAAGGGGGACAGAGAGGGACAUGACAUGCAACAAAGGUCCCCAUGCUCCUAGCAUAUUAUGAUUACUUGUCAUUCAGUCUAAUAUACUGUACUUUAAAAGAUGUAGUAACGCUAAAUGUCAUUGUUAUGAAUAAUAAUGAAGACACCUGGUAUUAAAUGCAACUCGGAAUCCUGGUGCAAUUUACCCAAUUAACAUUUGAAUGUCUUAAUCAAAAAUGUGUCCUCUUCAUUAAAAGAGUACUCCACUAUUUUAGCAUUGCACUUCUAUAACAUUGUCAGACUCAUGAUGGACAGUUAAAGAAAAGUAUUAAAAUCAAUAUAUUAAGGAGAACUAGAUAGCCGUUAAUGGAGCCCCAACCAUUCCUGUGAAAGUUGCUCAGUGCUGCAUUUUCUGCAGGAUUCCUCAACUUUCCCUGUAGAGUUCACUAGAGUCCUUCUCCAGCUGGGCGGUUUAGAGUAUGCACAUCCGUGACUUUUACUGGCCGAGUUGGCUUCCCGUUGGCUCCCUGACCACAUGAAUUGGAUAAAAUAAUUUCAUGAUAUGGCUCCUCUAGACUUUCCAGAUAUUAUUGGACUGAAUGGAUCAAAUUCUGAAAAUAAAAGGACUCAUUUCGGGGGUUUGUGAUUGUUGUUUUACCGUUUUACUGCUGCUCCUUUUCCAGUGAUUGUGUAUGGGGAAAAAAUGUUUUGGACCAGCAUGCAUCAUGUGAUUAAAACUGAAGUUGUAAUUACCUGAUUUGGCCACUAUAUGUGUUCCUGGGAUCUUGGUCGAAACCUGGCAACCACAUUACCUACAAUGCAACUCUACAAUGACAGCAUUUGAGGCAAUUUAUCAGAUUUCAAUAAGCUCCCUCUGGAGCUGCAGAAGGAGUUCACCUUUAAAGCUGCAUUGAGUAAUGUUUGACCACUAGGGGGCAGAAAGGAUCUAAAACAAACUCAGAAACAAGUUGGCAACAACAGGUGCCCACUUAGCUUGGCUGUAGCUAGGUAGCAACCAUCUUCUCCUCAUGUGGUGCUGUCUAGAGAGAAUUUGCAUUCACAUCCACUCAUGUUUUUACAUUGACUUUGUGGCUAAUCUUUCAAUUUACUGCACGGUCAGACUCUCAGCUACAUUACUGAGAUACUACAGCCCUGUAUACUGUAACUAGCCAGUGGUCCCUCUCUUAAAGCAAACUCAGCUCAGCAACUUACUCAGCUCAAGACCCCCCUGUGUAGACUAGCUUUUGUUUCAUUUUUCCAUCACUCUAUUGUGUCUCUGUCUGUCCCACUUGUUUUUUACUGUGAGUCACUCUGUGAUGUUUGCUGUAGAACGGUGCUUUACACUGUAAAUAAACCAACCUCGCACUGCAGCAGCUCUCACAGACAGAAAAUAUGCUGUAGAUGUUUGAAUCAUAUAACCACAGAAGCACAUGGACAUUUAGAGAUAAACCUACCAGCAUCUUUAUCAUUGUUCUUAUUGUAUUGUCAGGUUUAAUACUGUUGUGGUUACACAGCGAAAGCCUUCUCUGUCUUCCUGGGGGCAGGAUUUGAUGACCUUGCACCUUCUGUCUUUGUGGCCUUAAAGAUAAAUUCUUCUUUUUAUAACCUGGGUAUUGCAUUCAGUUUUGAUAGUUAUUGUUGGUAGAGAUAGAGCGUAAUGACUGGUCUGUUCCAUUAGGACCAGCAACAUGAGCAGUCUGACUCGUUUAAAACAAGUCCUCAGUUUAACAGUUAAUUACUGGAUAAUCUCAUGUUAUUCCGAUUUAAGAGGAAUCCCCCUGUUUGGUUAAUCUGAACAUAUGCAACCACUGAUGAUGGAUCACAAGUAGACUUAGUAGAUAGUUUGAUUUUAAGGGGUCACAAGCCAAAAAGUUGUGAACCACUGUUGUAGAUAACUGAGUUAAACUGGGUGAAUUUGUUGCUUUCCCUAAUGCUCUCAGCCGUAAAGCUGAGUCUAACAGCAUCCAUUCACCGGUGCAGAAAUGUUACAACCAAUAGGAAUGAUGACCUAAACUACAAAAAUAAAACCCAGCUUGUAAAAAACAGAACUUAAGGAAUUAUAUGUGUGCAUGUUUGCAUUUUUGUUUAUGCUUUGUUCAUGUUUAUGAAUCCACUGGAUUUAUGCACUAAACAGAGUCGUACAUUUUUAACAAUUUCCACUGGAAUCAAACCUCACUAUCAAAUGUACACUCUUUGGUCUCUUGUAGAGAAAUACUGCAUCCUGAAUUAGAUGUUUUCAUAUGCAUUCUUGUUUCCUCAGCUCAACUCUGCCAUGAUCAAGAUGAAACUAAAUGCCAUUUUUAGUUCAGUUGUGUUAUUGACCAGUUUUGGGGCACUAAAGAUGCAUUUUAAUGCCAGGUGUAAAUUAAUGGUCUGUGAAAUAAAUUGCUAUUUUUGCAUGGAGUAAAUACAUAUUAUAUCUUCAUGGGUAGUUUCACAAAGUGAUGACACUAGUUUUUUGUAAUGAUUUGCAUGACAAAUCUAAUGGUUUUGUAGUACUUUACUGUACCGUGAUAUGCAAAUGUCCUGCUGAAUUUAAAUAUGAAUGCUUGUUGAAUGAUGAUUACUGGUUUACAGAAAUGAUGUAGAACAUCUGGCUAGUCCGAUCUAGAGAGCCCGACUCGUCCUUGAAGCCCUCAUGAAAUUAAUUAUUGUAUAAAGAUGACUUUUUUCAAAAACAAUGCAAUCACUGGAUUUUUCCUUUGUACAAUUAGUGUAUGAACAUACAAUGCAAUAACUGUGUGUAUGUAUAUUUAAUUUACACUAUGUUCGUAAGACCAAUAAACACUCCAAGUUGUCCA